AUGACUGCCUGCUCUCACGAUUUCAGAUCGGAUACGAUCACAAAUCCCACCAAAGAGAUGAUGGAAGCCAUCACCAACUCGUACUCUGCUCUUGGCGACGCAGUGUACGAGGAGGACACCAUCACCACCAACUUUGAGAGCCGAAUCAAGGAGCUCACCGGCCACGAGGCUGCUGUCUUCGCCGUCUCCGGUACGAUGACUAACCAGCUGGCCAUCAGAUCCCACCUGUUCCAGCCUCCACACUCGAUCCUGUGUGAUCAUCGAGCACAUGUGUACACCUGCGAAGCUGGUGGCAUAGCCACACUGUCUCAGGCCAUGGUGACCCCCGUCAUCCCCUCCAAUGGCAUUUACAUGACUCUGGAGGACAUCAAGGCCAAGAUCAUUGUCGGAGAAGAUGUUCAUGUCGCACCUACCAAGCUCAUCUGUCUGGAAAACACAAUGGGUGGCGCCAUUUACCCCAUUGAGGAGAUUCGUCGCAUUUCAAAGUUUGCACGGGACAAUGACAUCCCUAUCCAUCUGGAUGGCGCCAGACUGUGGAAUGCAAGCAUUGCUACAGGCGUGUCAAUGCGGGAGUAUGGUUCACUCUUUGACUCGAUCUCUUUAUGUCUAUCAAAAGGCUUAUGUGCCCCUGUAGGCAGUGUGCUUGUGGGGUCAAAGAAGCUGAUCAAGACCGCUACCUGGUUUAAGAAGCAGGCCGGAGGAGGAAUUCGGCAGUCCGGUAUCCUGACAUCUGCAGCUAACGUUGCAUUGGACCAAGUCUGGCCCUCAAUGGCAAAAACUCAUGCUACUGCGAAGGAGUUCGCCAACUUUGUUACUUCUGACCUGGGCCUCAAGCUCCUUUUUCCCGCUGAUACCAACUUUGUUUACAUUGAUGAAACGGACAAAUUUGAUUCUGAUGUCUUUGUCAAGCUUGGAGCGGAGCGGGGCAUCAAGUUGCUCGGAGGCAGAAUCGUCUUCCACUACCAUACUUCACCCGAGGCCAUUGAGACCUUGAAGGAGGUGCUUCAAGAGGCUAUCAAACAGUAUUCUGGGGUAAAGGAAGACAAGCUUAAGACUAGUGGCUACAUCUAA
Yarrowia lipolytica CLIB122 is the source of this 1071-nucleotide messenger RNA. RefSeq lists its product as uncharacterized. Lineage: Eukaryota; Fungi; Ascomycota; Dipodascomycetes; Dipodascales. Gene Ontology annotation, cellular component: cytosol. Gene Ontology annotation, molecular function: L-allo-threonine aldolase activity. The record is from RefSeq and is a predicted model, not a curated record. Gene Ontology annotation, biological process: glycine biosynthetic process; L-threonine catabolic process.